Messenger RNA from Lipotes vexillifer (Yangtze River dolphin), 2096 nucleotides. Its product is annotated as S-adenosyl-L-methionine-dependent tRNA 4-demethylwyosine synthase. Bases 27 to 1622 code for a protein of 531 amino acids. Gene Ontology annotation, biological process: wybutosine biosynthetic process. Lineage: Eukaryota; Metazoa; Chordata; Mammalia; Artiodactyla; Lipotidae. The transcript is spliced from 11 exons. The record is from RefSeq and is a predicted model, not a curated record. Gene Ontology annotation, molecular function: 4 iron, 4 sulfur cluster binding; catalytic activity.
GGAAGAACGUGGACAAGUGGCUCUGGAUGCUUGGCGCCCAUCGCGUGAUGUCCCGAGGGGAGGGUGACUGCAACGUGGUUAAAAGCAAACAUGGCAGCAUUGAGGCCGACUUCACAGCGUGGAAGGCUAGGUUCAUCUCCCGGCUACAGGCGCUCUGUAAAGGAGAGAGAAAACCCUGUGGUGGCAACUGCAAGAAAGGCAAGUGCGAGUCUAAUCAGCACGGCUCAGAGGCAAUGGAGCCAGGGUCUCACGCUCAAGAGGGAUUUCAUCAGAGAGAUGCUGAGCAGGAAGAGCCCUUUGGGAGCACCAGUGAGGAAGAGUCUGGUACUGAGGACCAUCAGAGUCUAAAAUCUGUCAUUGAUGUUGAAGACCUCGGCAAGAUUAUGGAUCGUAUGAAGAAAGAAAAGAGAGAAAAGGAGCAGCAGGAAGGGGAAACUAGUUUGAUCAGGAGCACAGUGAAGAAUGAAGCCGGUGAAAGAAGAGCUAUGAUAACUCCUGCUCUCCGAGAAGCCCUUACUAAACAAGGUUAUCAGUUGAUUGGGAGCCACUCGGGGGUGAAGCUUUGCAGGUGGACAAAGUCCAUGCUCCGAGGGAGAGGAGGUUGCUAUAAACAUACGUUCUAUGGCAUUGAAAGCCAUCGUUGCAUGGAAACUACCCCGAGCUUGGCGUGUGCAAAUAAAUGUGUCUUCUGUUGGCGGCACCACACCAAUCCAGUGGGUACUGAAUGGCGGUGGAAGAUGGACCAGGCUGAAAUGAUCUUAAAGGAAGCCAUUGAAAACCAUCAGAACGUGAUGAAGCAGUUUAGAGGAGUGCCAGGUGUCAGAGAGGAACGCUUUGAGGAAGGAAUGACAGUAAAGCACUGUGCAUUAUCCCUUGUGGGAGAACCCAUCAUGUACCCAGAAAUCAACAGGUUUUUGAAGCUACUCCACGAGCAUAAAAUCUCCAGUUUCCUGGUCACAAAUGCACAGUUCCCUGCGGAAAUCAGGAACCUCAAACCAGUUACCCAGCUAUACGUCAGUGUGGACGCCAGCACCAAAGAGAGCCUGAAGAAAAUUGACCGCCCGCUCUUCAAGGAUUUCUGGCAAAGAUUCCUCGACAGUUUAAAAGCCUUGGCUGCAAAGCAACAACGUACUGUCUAUAGGCUGACUCUAGUGAAAGCAUGGAACGUGGAUGAACUCCAGGCCUAUGCCAAGCUGGUGUCCCUGGGGAACCCUGACUUCAUCGAGGUGAAGGGUGUUACCUACUGUGGAGAGAGUUCGGCAAGCAGUCUUACCAUGGCCAACGUGCCCUGGCACGAGGAAGUGGUGCGCUUUGUCUGUGAGUUGGUGGAUCUGAUCCCCGACUAUGAAAUUGCUUGUGAACACGAACAUUCCAACUGCCUCCUGAUAGCUCACAAGAAAUUUAAGAUUGGCAGAGAAUGGUGGACGUGGAUUGAUUACAGCCGCUUCCAGGAGCUCAUCCAGGAAUAUGAAGACAGUGGUGGAUCCAAAACUUUCAGUGCCAAGGAUUACAUGGCCAAAACUCCUCACUGGGCGUUGUUUGGUGCCAGCGAAAGAGGCUUUGAUCCCAAGGACACAAGAUAUCAGAGAAGGAACAAAUCAAAGGAUAUUUCUGGGUGUUGAGAUUAUCUGAAUUUAGGAUACCGAAGGACACAAACUGAUUGCCCCAGAAGGUUCUCAGACUCCACUGUGAUUUUUCCAAGGACAAAUUACACAAAUUAUAUUUCACAUAGAGAAGGGUGUAAGGGGACGCAAGUCACAUCCUUAGGCUCAGGAGACAGCAGCCACGCUUUGAGCGCCUGGGACUCAGCCUCACCGUCUCUUUCCAGAACUCAGUCCCUUUUCUGAGUUUACUUCUGAAAGAAAAUCGUUUUGAGGGGGAAGUACACAACCUUUAUUAGUUUUGAAUUAUAAUUAGGAAGACUGCCUAGAAUGCCAACCAUGGGAGUGUCGUGCAGAGUGAAUUUCUGUUCCUCUUCCCCCGUCAUGGGCUGUUGGCCUUUGUCAGUUGUACUACCCUGAGGUCAGUGUAUCUGCUUCCUCUAAGAUCUUCAUCCCUUUCUUACAUCUUAAGAUAACACUUCCUGAAAGUAAUCU